AUACAAGGGGGGAUGCAUGUUCCAGAAGUCUUUGGCCACCACCUUUGAUGAACAUUAAUUAAACCCCCCAUGACAUUUUGUGCAAAUCCGGCCAACAUCGCUGCCGCCAUGGAGGCCGAGGAGACGCAGGGCGGCGUGUAUCGUGUUUUGGCGGAUCGGUUUCAGAGUUUGGAGGCGAGUCACGCGAGUCUGAGAGAGCAGUUUAAUACGCUGCUCAAGGAACAGGGCGAGAGGGGGCUGACCGAAGAUGGGUCGUCAAACUCCGGCGAGGUGGCGCCGUUUUCCAGCUGGAGUUACGUCCCGGGAGUGUUCUCGCCGGGGAGUCUCCACCGGAACGUGUUGGAGUGCAUGGGUCACGCCGUUCAUGUCUGCAGAGUUGCGUCUGAAGAGAUCAUUUACUGGAAUCGAUCAGCUGAAAAACUCUAUGGAUAUAAGGAUUAUGAAGUACUUGGACGAAGGGUUACAGACCUGCUUGUCCAUGAAGAGCAUUAUGCCUCUGCAAAGAAAGUCACUGAAAGGUUGAGACAUGGUCAAUCAUGGUCAGGUCAGUUCCCUUUCAAGAAGAGGUCCGGUGAGAUAUUUAUGGCGAUGGUGACAAAGAACCCUCUGUAUGAGGAAGGUGAGCUUGUUGGUGUUAUCACUGUUUCAAGUGAUGCAGCUGUUUUUAAUAAGAUAAACUCAGGAAAACGAAGAACAUUUCAAGAUCAUGUUAAUGGCCGACCUAGAGUACGUGGAUUAGACUUGAAAAGAAUUCAGUGGCACCCACAGCCACCAAUUCCCUCGUCUGUUUCCAAUCUGGUGCUUAUGUGUUACCCAUUUAUAUUUGGGUCUCAUUUUUCUUCUUCUUCUUCUUCUUCAAUUUCCUCUUUGUUGUGGUUUGUGAAUGAGUGUGGUACACUUCAGGCCUCCAAAGUUUUGUCACGGGGACGUGCAGACAAUACAUCUGAUGCAUCCACAUUUUCUAAGGACCAAGAGGUGACAAUAGUGGAUGACAAAAACACAAAACUAGAGAAGCCACCCAAAAUGACAACAGGGAAGCUUGGUUUCAAUCUGCACAUGGGGAAGGGCGCAAGUGAUGGAGGGAGCUCUCAGAAGGAUGAAUCUGGAUUUGAAUUUGCUCAGCCCUCUAAACAUGCGGCAAGGCUAUUAUCAAAAUUGAACCUUGGGGGGGCUGGUAACCAUGGCAAAGAGAAAGAUGAGAGCCUGGGACAAUAUGGUUUGACUGAUACUCCAAUAAGCAAUAAAGUAACAGUCCAGCCAAGUUCUUCUAGAGAUGUAAAGGCAACAACUUCAUACCAUUACUCCACCAACGCAAAAUCUGAGACAGGGAAGGCGCCAUGUGCUGCUCGAAGGAAAAUUCCAAUUGUAAAUGGCUGCCAAGUGCCCUUAGGUUUUGAAGAAGUUUCUUCUAUUGAAGCCUUUUCAAGAAAGUGCAGUGAUGGUUCUGAGGCUCUCAAAGCAGCGGAUCACUUAAAUAGAUUAGGGUAUUGUCACGGUGCAAAAGACUUGGAGCUGGAUUUACAGAAUCUAAAAGCUGUGGAGCUUGAAAAUGUGGUACAGCAACAGCAAGAUCCUCAUCAGUUUCCAAGCUUAGGAGGAAGCAUAUGUAGCAGCCAUGGAAGUUCAUCAAGCAGAAGUGAUAAUGAGUCAAUUCUGCUGGUAGAUUGUGAAAUUCGCUGGGAAGACUUGCAUGUGCGGAAGGAGAUUGGGCAAGGUUCAUAUGCUGUUGUAUACCAUGGAAUUUGGAAUGGAUCGGAUGUUGCCAUAAAGGUUUAUUUUGGGAAUGAUUACAGCGAGGGAACUUUACUUGAAUACAGAAAAGAGAUUGACAUAAUGAGAAGACUGAGGCAUCCGAAUGUUUUAUUGUUCAUGGGAGCCGUUUAUUCACAGGAAAAGGGAAAGCUUGCCAUUGUUACAGAGUUCUUACCCAGGGGAAGCCUUUUCAAAACACUUCACAAGAACAAUCAAUCAUUGGACAUCAGACGGCGUCUGAGGAUGGCUCUCGAUGUUGCGAGGGGCAUGAAUUAUUUGCAUCACAGGAACCCACCAAUAGUACAUAGAGACUUGAAGUCUUCAAACCUUCUUGUCGACAAAAACUGGACCGUUAAGGUUGGAGACUUUGGCUUGUCGAGGUUGAAGAAUGCCACUUUCUUAACAACAAAAUCUGGAAGAGGAACCCCUCAGUGGAUGGCACCUGAAGUGUUGAGAAAUGACCCUUCAAACGAGAAAUCUGAUGUCUUCAGUUUCGGCGUCAUCCUGUGGGAACUAAUGACCGAAUCUAUUCCAUGGAACCACCUGAAUCCCAUACAGGUUGUUGGAGUUGUCGGCUUCAUGGACCGGAGGUUAGACCUGCCGGACAGCCUGGAUCCCGGAGUUUCAGCCAUCAUCCGAGACUGUUGGCAAAGCAACCCUGGAAAUCGUCCGUCCUUUGAGGACUUAAUCCCGAGAAUGACAGACUUAAUCCAGACAGUUGGAGCUGCCAUUAGGAGGAUCUGAGACUGAGAGCCUUCAAUAGACUCGUUGCCUCGUCGAUCUCAUUCUGGUUUAUGGUGGGUAACUUGAAGAAGCCAUAAUUGGCAGAGCUCUAGGCAUUAGAAUUCAUUCACUUGUUUUCUCUCUUUUACUUGCAUUGAUUCAUAGAACUUGCAUUUGCAUGCAUGCUUUGGUUGGUUUUUUUGGCCCCAUCUUCUCUCCACCAUCUUAUAAUCUUAAUGUUGUUCUCUGUUCAUCCAUCA
Messenger RNA from Diospyros lotus (date-plum), 2735 nucleotides. RefSeq lists its product as uncharacterized. Lineage: Eukaryota; Viridiplantae; Streptophyta; Magnoliopsida; Ericales; Ebenaceae. Gene Ontology annotation, biological process: regulation of DNA-templated transcription; protein phosphorylation. The record is from RefSeq and is a predicted model, not a curated record. The coding region runs from base 70 to 2496 and encodes 808 amino acids. Gene Ontology annotation, molecular function: ATP binding; protein kinase activity. The transcript has 14 exons.